CCCGACGAGGCAGGAGGUUCUACAAGAAGCAGCGGUCCCCAACACUCACCUUGCGGGACUCUCCGUCGCGCUCGGUCAAGGAACUCCCCACGCGCCCCAGGUGUUCACGACGCCACUCUACCUGCCAACCUUGUGGCUUCGGCCUGCAGCAGGGCUUGCGGCUUAUUUUGCGGGUGGAAGUAUUUCCAUUUGUGGUCAAUGAUUUAGUGAGAGUGUGUGUUUAUUGUCACACCAAAAUACUGAUUACGCAAAGCAGUUGUCAUACGAUCACCGGCAAGGCGUAGCUGGACACAACUUAUCGGUAUCCUGCCAGUGUAUUACAACUACCGUUACAGACAAUCAUCUAAAUUGCGACUUUCCGGAUAAUUACCUAAGCGGCCCACAGGUCCUCUCCAAGUGUCUCUCUCACCCCCAGGGCGUGAACAAGGGCGCCGUUUCCAGUCUGUAUCAGUUCUCUCCUCCUCUACUUCUCGUACACCCCUCCCCUCCUCCCGUCAUCCUCCGCAGGGUCAAGUGAUAAGCAAUUUCUCACACUCACCUCUGCUACCACUUCUCAUAUAUGCUCUAAGAACUUCAUCUUGAAAGUCAUCUAUACUGUAUGCAUACACACGAACUUCUCAGAGCCGUUGUGUACAUCUUAAGAACGCCUCGUAAUCGUUAUUCAUCAGCUGGCCUCAACCAACAUACUGUAACUGUUAACUGAAAUGGUUAUCAACUUUCGAGAUUUAAUAUAGCUUAUGAAAGGCAUUUGUCCUUAGACAAUUAUCUUGUUUUACAAACCUGAUAAAAUAAGAAAUUAACCAAGAUAAUUAAAUAACAUUAAGAAGAAAACGAAAAUAAACAGUUACACGAGGAGACAGAAGUUUUAGGCCCGUCGUCCUGCGUUGUUUGGAGUGUUUACCUGUGGUGUUGCCACCUGGUGGUCGGUGUCUCCGCUGACCGCUCGUGACUCCCCUGCUCACCGCACACCGCAACAACAACAAAAGAAAAGAAGGAAGUGUCCGCUUGCGGCGACACGUCCCACGCAGCAGACUAAUGAUGAUGACACUGUGGCAAACACGACGCCCCGAGCUGGUGUUAUUGGCUCUGACGAUAGUGGCUACGAGACCAUCCCUGGCAGAGAAGAGCAACUCUGGUGGUGUAAGAUGGGAGUCCCCCUCGUUGUCUAGGCAACCGUUCCUGGCGUCCACGUUACCAAGACAACCGUUGGAGGUGUUGUCAGGAACCUUACAACAGGCCGGCCAGUUGGUGAAUCGAGUUCGACCCAUUAUUCCAGAUGGUCACAGGAGGUUUCAGUUCUAUAUGUUUGGGGGGGACGGCCAGCUGGUGCAGAGGUGGAUGUCUCUACAGCAAGUUCAGGACCUUCUGCUAGAGCGAGGACCCUAUGGAGGAGAAGGCAGCGGCGCAGUAGGAGGUGUGGCGCUAUACUCAGCCGGGGGAGAGUUGACGCCUAUCAGUGAGCGACACCCUGGCCUGCCCACCCGCCCAGAUGACAACAUCCAGGGCAUCAUAGACACGAUCCAGCAGGUGGUGUCGUCAGAAGUGAUCCAGAACAAGCAGCAGCCGCCAACCUUCCCUCCCAAUCUCACCGAUCACUCCGGGGAAUCCAUCAAGAUCCCUGACACCAUCCUGCAGAACCUCCUUAACGUCUCUCACCACCUCACGACGCAGUGGCAGUUCCCCACCACCACACCGCCUCCUUACACUCAACCUGUGGACACCGACACUACCGCCAGCGAACAGUCCGCCGCCAUCACACUAGCGACGGAGGUUUCGAGCACAACACAGGAGGUUAUCAUAGGCGAGGAACCGACUAUCAGGCAGCCAGUCGGAUUUAGAGUGACAAAUAAACCAUUGAGUAACGACAGGUGGAACAGUCGCUUCCCGGCGUGGACUGAAUAUUCUGCAGAAGUCGACGAAAAAGAUCCAAUGACACGAGACGACUUAGAACCUACCGAUGAUUAUCACUCAAGUCCUGUCGGGCUCACCGAGACCAUCAUUCCCUCUGUUAGUGAACUCACUCCUGACGCAGGACUUGCUACUUGGAAUUAUACAAGCGGCGCGUCAGAGGGCGGCCAAGACACUAGUGGAACAUCAACUCUCAGUAACGUACAGCCUGACGAAGUAUCCUCAACCGAGACCACCACCACCACCACCAUCAUCACCAGACCCCAGCAGGUGACCACCACCCUCGAGGAAGAUAACGACUUGCUCACGACCAAAAUCAACCCAGAGGACCCACUGUUAUACACUCUCACUGACCUGUACGCUCAGUCCUACACUAACCCGAAACCUUCACAGCCACCAAGUAUUACAACCACGACAGAUCUUCCCGUCCCAGAAACAACCACGACACAACCCCACUACGAGACAGACACUACUACUUUCUCACCAUUCCAGUCGGCUUUCUUUGAUUUUGUCACAAAUUUCUUCCAAGAAGACUCUCAGUCAACGUUCACUACAGAGCCGCCAACAGCUGCUGUGACCCAAACUGAUUAUAUAACUUCUGUACCAGAGACAUCAACAUACACGUCACCAACACCAGACAGAGAGCAAACAGCUACCAUAAAACUACCUUCAAGGACCACCACACUGUCCUCACUACCUUCUGGUAUAAACAAAACUGAUGACUUGAUGACGUCUACACAGUCAGGUUAUGAAGAGUCUAGACCCAACCACACAUCCCCCCCUCACGAAGACGACAAUCUGCUGCCUCUUAACAUUCGCAAUCCUUCUUCCCCACAAAGUCCUUACGACAUCGUUCCCAUUGAGGACCAAACACCUACAACCACCUCCACCAGUGCUGGUCAGAGUACGAGACCAUCAAACCCUUAUGACGGUCCAAUAGAGCUGCUUGAGGUCAUCCAAACACUUAGCCAUCCAGGUGAUAGUCUUCUUAAUGAGUCCUCGGCGUCACUCCCAGACACUACCACGACCCUGGAUCAAAAUGGCUCUCCACAUCCAACAACCCUCUUGCCGUCGACCCAGACUCCGAACAUUCUGGACCAACACUUGAGCAUCAGAGAUAUGAUGACCCAGUACUACACCACUACCAAGAGUGACUUAAUGGAAGAAUCCACCACACAGGAGACAUCUAGUGACCCAUCAACACAGUCUACCACAACACCGGCACCAACCACACAGUACCUUACAACUCUGCCUUCUGGAGACCCUAGACCACAGACUGCAGGAGAGUUCCCUGGCGAGACGGACUUCUACUACAACAGCGACUCUAGCGUUAUCCCACAGUCACAAUUGGCCGACAAAAACAACAACAACAAUGACAAAAACAACAACAACAGAGAUAGGAUUGACUUGGAAUCACUACAGAUCAACGGUGAGCUGACAGAUGGAGAUAAUUUCUACGAGUACUACGGCUCUCCGGUCUACCUUGAUAAUCUCCCUGAGGACUACUACAACUACGACGUGUAUCAACCACCGGGACUUAACCUAAAUGGCACGGAGAACCUUGAUUUCCCAGGGCCCAACGCUACCAGUCCCUACCACGACCACCAUGGAGAACAUCACGGAGACCAUCAUGGUGGGCAUCACGGAGAUCAUCAUGGGGGGCAUCACGGAGACCAUCAUGAUGGCCUCCAUGAGCAUGUAGGGCCACCAGAAGACGCCACCACCCUCCUCCAGGCACCUGAUAACAACCCAGGUCUUGAGGCUUCCGUCGAAAACCUGCAUAAAGACGUCAGGGAAUUUGUGGAUGUCAUGAAUGAUAUCACAUUCAAGGUAUACAAGAAGGCUGCCAGCCAACACAAGCGGAGAAACUUCGUCAUGUCACCCUUGAGCCUCAUCUCUACCCUGGGCAUGCUUCUCAUCGGUGCUCGAGGGUACACCUCGGGAGCCCUGAGUGACCUGCUGCAGAUGGACAAGUUCUACACCUUCAACCCUCACCUCAUCCUGAAGAACGUCACGCAGUCUGCCCAGGCGAUGAAAAACAUCCACGACGUCGCCUUCCUCAACCAGUUCUUGGUGGAGAAGGAGAAGAACACCUACUCUACCGACUUCUUCGCCCAGACCAUUAAAGUAUUCUACAACGCAGCGAUCGAGGACGUGGUACCUGCAAACCUUGACGCCACGGUCCGACGGCGAGUGAACGAGCUGGUGAGGAACAGCACCAACGACAAUGUGAAGCAGUUCUUGCUGGAGGAAGAGCCCUUGUUCCUCACUCCGCCUCUCACAGCCGUCUCCACCAGCUUCCUCCAUGCUCGGUGGAGUGUGCCAGUGGUCCAGAGUGAGUUACUCGACAUGCACUUCAUCCGGUUUCCGACGGCUGAACGACGGCUGAUCCGUACUGUCGGGCUCAAGAAGAAGAUGACCAUUAACGCCGGCUUUUCCAGGGCAGCCGGGGUGACAUCAGCCGAGAUUCCCCUCUACUCGACCUCUGGCGAAUUCUCUCUCGUGCUGGCGAUGCCUGGCGAACAGAAGAACUUCGUGGCGAACGGAUUAGCUCAGCUGGAGAAGACGUUGACCCCAGCUAAGUGGAGUCAGGUGCUGAGGUCGAUGUUACCCAACACUGUGAACCUCAAGAUGCCGGUGUUCAGGCACAGAGCCUUCCAUAACUUCUCCUCCGUCCUCGACGACCUGGGGCUUGGUCAACUCUUCCAGGAAGGCAAAGCGGACUUCUCAGGCAUCAACCACAUCAAAAACCUGCACCUGAGCGACGUGGUUCAGCUGACAGAGUUCCAGUCCUGCCAGGUGGAAGAGCCGCCUGAAAAUGGGGCGAUCACUUCCCAGAGGAGGCAGUCCAGGUCGUCGCUUUCAGGAGAUGACGGCAACGACAUGAGCGUCAAAGAGGCCUCAAUGACGUACAUCUACGGAUUCCCUAUGCGUGAUUACCUCCAGCUUGACAAGACGAAGCACCUUCGUAUGGAUACUACCGGCGAUGGAGCGUUCCAACGGUAUUUCCAAAAGCAGGAUUCUUCACGAGACGACGAUGACUCCCAACAGCAGGCAUCCCCUACCGAUAGUGGCUCGUCACAGUGGACGUCCUCGACAGGCGAGAACUCCCCACAGAAAUCAUUGUCGAAAGUUAACGCCUCUCCCCCACAGCAGGCGUCCUCGACAGACAACGACUCUUCCACACAACAAGCGUCCUCGACAGACAACGACUCUUCCACACAACAAGCGUCCUCGACAGACAACGCCUCUCCCCCACAGCAGGCGUCCUCGACAGACAACGACUCUUCCACACAACAAGCGUCCUCGACAGACAACGACUCUUCCACACAACAAGCGUCCUCGACAAACAACGACUCUUCCACACAACAAGCGUCCUCGACAGACCACUCGCCACAAGAGACACCAACGACUACACCACACACCAGACCAACACAACAAACUCGGAUCGAGAAUGAUGGAAACUCAUCCCCCCAACCGUCCUCCCCCUCCUUGGACUACCCGUACGACCAUUACGACAACUACGGCGAAGACAGAAAUGCCUACGAGGAAGCGAGUCCAUACCUAGGAUCUGAGGACUACCGAGUCGACCGCAUGGGAGUUACCGACACAGCGGAUAAUGACAGUACCCCAUCGAGACCCUCCGACGGCGCUUAUUACCGACAGAACAAAAUCGGGACAUUGGCUUUCGAUAGAGCCUUCUUAUACGCUGUCAGACACAAUCCCACUGGACUGUUACUAUUUCUCGGUCGGUAUCUAGACCCAGAGGGAAACUGAAAGCCACCACCACAUUUAUAUAGUGAUUGAACUAAUUAAUUCUACUUACCUAUUUGUAUGAGGGAGCUAACACUAGACAGAUGGCUGCCUGGUACAAAUUAUGGUUAAAAUUAUCGACUUGUGAUGUAAGGUUGUCCACGUAGUAAUGUAUAAUAAUAGGAAAUUACUGGUUAACUUUUGGAGAAGGAAUGACUGUUCUGUAAAUAGGUUGAAAGUGAAGACAAAAUUAAGCGGGAUAUAAUUGUAUGAUUCAUGGUAAGAUUCAGAGAGUAGUUUGGGGCUACAGUCAACACAGGUACAGAUUUAGGUAUAAAGGACAGGUACAGAUUUAUUAAAGUUGAGGAAUUGGGAGAGGGGUAUGGGGGAAGAAAGAGGAAGAGGGG
Messenger RNA from Homarus americanus (American lobster), 6068 nucleotides. RefSeq lists its product as uncharacterized. The record is from RefSeq and is a predicted model, not a curated record. Bases 1036 to 5685 code for a protein of 1549 amino acids. The transcript is spliced from 12 exons. NCBI's taxonomy places the organism in Eukaryota, Metazoa, Arthropoda, Malacostraca, Decapoda, Nephropidae. Gene Ontology annotation, molecular function: serine-type endopeptidase inhibitor activity.